Messenger RNA from Cynara cardunculus var. scolymus (artichoke), 405 nucleotides. RefSeq lists its product as uncharacterized. The coding region runs from base 1 to 405 and encodes 134 amino acids. The transcript has a single exon. Lineage: Eukaryota; Viridiplantae; Streptophyta; Magnoliopsida; Asterales; Asteraceae. The record is from RefSeq and is a predicted model, not a curated record.
AUGCUGAAAGUGUCCCCUUGGAAAGGUGUUAUCCGUUUUGGAAAGUGUGGGAAAUUAAGUCCCCGUUUUUUUGGACCGUUUAAAGUCCUGGCAAGAGUAGGGCAACAAGCUUACAAGUUAGAACUACCACUGGAAAUGGCGGGAAUCCAUAACACAUUCCAUGUCUGUUACCUUCGCAAGUGCUUGGCGGAAGAAGAAAGUGUAAUUCCACUUUCGGAGAUUCACGUGGAUGAAGGCAACCGGUGUGUUGAGGAACCGGAAGCCAUCUUGGAAAGAAAUACCAAGGUGUUGAGGCACAAGGAAGUUGUCAUGGUUAAAGUUCAAUGGAAACAUCACCGAGGUUCAAACGUAACAUGGGAAGCGGAAGAGGAUUUGAAGAGACGUUACCCCCGCCUUUUCAAAUGA